AUGUCGGAGAGUCGUGAGAUGGAGGAGAUGCUGGCGGGUGCGCCGGCGGGGCCGGAGGAGGCCCUCGUUUCUGUGCUCUGCGUAGAGGCGACGGCCAGCACGCAGGAGGCGCUGGAGCGUGCCGUGCAGGCCGGGACCGCCGACGGUGGCCGCCACGCGUGUGCUGCUGCGUCGUCUGAGUCGGCGCUGCGGGCACUGCACAAGCUGUGUGGGACGCGUCUGCGUGUGCCGCCCUCCACGACGGUGCACACGCUGCGCGGCUUCCUGGCGGCGCAGGAGGCGGCGUCGUCGACGGCGUCUGCGGAUGAGUGGUGGUGGCGUGCGAGGGCGAGGUCGACGGACUCGCUGGCGGACGCGCUGUUCUUUGCGGUGCGUGCGCCUGCGCCUGCUGCUGCUGCGAGUGCGGGUGCGGAGCGCGUGGGUGGAGCUUGCACGGUGGCAGAGGCGGCGGCGGAGGAAAGCGAGACACUGGUGGCGCUGCACCCUCACACGACGCUGCACGAGGUGGUGUCGGCCGGCGGUGUGCUGCAGCUGCCUGCGAAGUUGCCCGCUGCACCGGAGACGACGCUGCUGCUGCUGUACGCGCGCGAGCGCUACUUUGGUGACAUGGUUGACGCCUGCAUCUUCGGUUUCUGCGCCGCCAUCGGGGCGUGGAUCGCCCACAUGUGCAUUCGCGAAACGGUGAAAGCUGUCAAUCAACACAAAGACCAAAAGAAGGCGAAGAAGGCUCAGCAAGAGCAGCAAGAGCAGCAGGCGCAGCAGCAGGCGCAGCAGCAGUACUAUCAGUCUCCGCAGCAACCACCACCACCACCGCAACAACAGAGCUAUGACCCCUCGCAACCACCACAGCAAGGAUCAUAUCAAGGCUAUCCACAGGGGAUGCCGCCGGCCCAGCCGCCGUACCAUCAGGGACCCGCAUGGCCCAACUCGUACGGAAGCCCACCUCCCCCGCCUCCGCCUCCGCCUCCGCCUCCGCAGCAGCAACAACAGCAGCCAGCAAACGGGUAUGUGAUAGGCCCACCUACGUCGUAUAGCUACAAUGCAGCACCACCACCGCCUGCUCGCGCCGCGCCGUCCUCACCGACCCCACCGCCGUCCGUCCUCAUACCAGCGCAGCCUCUUUCAGCGUCGUCUCCCCUGUCCGGCUCGUCACCACCUCACGGUCUGCCCCCCGCGCUCUACCCCGCGUCUUUGAAUGACGAUCUCAGAGACGACGACGCCAAGGGCGGGCUGACAUUCAAAGCCGAUCCUGCCCAGACCAAGGAGGUCGCAACGCUGGACAGCCCCACUUGUAAGAAAGCGGUGGAGGACAUUCCUAGCGGUGAGGCAGCGAAGCAUGUGGAGGCGCAGCCUCAGUACGGAUCGCCGAAGCCGAAUGACGACGCACCGGGAUGGAGUUGGAGCCCGCUGAACGCCACCGGCGGGGACGCCGUUUGGAGCCCGGCAAGUGCACAGACAGAUGAGCCACAGCACCGCGAGAACGACACCAAGGCGGGAAACAAGUGA
Messenger RNA from Leptomonas pyrrhocoris, 1506 nucleotides. RefSeq lists its product as hypothetical. The coding region runs from base 1 to 1506 and encodes 501 amino acids. Lineage: Eukaryota; Euglenozoa; Kinetoplastea; Trypanosomatida; Trypanosomatidae. The record is from RefSeq and is a predicted model, not a curated record. The transcript has a single exon.